AUGGCGGAUUCAGCCGAAAUUACCUUUGUUCUGGGCCUUUUCGUUUUCCUCGGCCUGCUGUUGACACUGACAGCACGUGUGCAAGGAAGAGGUAGUAUCGACAGUAUGGAUAUGUCUAUAAAGAUUGGACAGUGGAAUGCCUUGGUGUUGUUGGACAGAUUCCGUGCUUGUCGAGUGUUAUAG
This is a messenger RNA of Plenodomus lingam JN3, 183 nucleotides long. The record is from RefSeq and is a predicted model, not a curated record. Lineage: Eukaryota; Fungi; Ascomycota; Dothideomycetes; Pleosporales; Leptosphaeriaceae.